AGCCACAUGCCAGCUGCUGUGCCUGGUCACUUUCUGCAGAACAUGAUAGCCACGCAAUUUGUGUGGGAGCGAAUUCGGCUCCUCUCGAAAUACAAAACAAGAAGAACCGAAUGUGUUGUGCGAAUCAGGACAUUUUAAAUGCAAGAAGGGCAAGAUAUGUAGCAACUCGAGUAGUCGUGCAUUGGUGUUGCACGGUAGACAAAAUAAGUGGAUCGGCGGACAGACAGCAGGCUGAUUGUCCCGUUUGCGCUCUUGAUUUGUGUGGACUAUUUUACUUAUGCCAGAGGACGAGUUGGAACUAAAUACGGAAUUUCAUUCUGAUUGAUCAGCACCUGAUCUCUUUUGCCUAUUCUGAUGUGGGUGCUGUGUUAUUGAAAUGGACUUGGACCCCUUGGCGUGAUUUCAGGUAUUAUUGGAGUUUGUAGGGUAUAUUAUCUAGAUUUCGAUCUAGUUUACUAUUUGAGGCAAGGCCAUUGAACUGAUCCGAUGAAGUUAUUCCGGUCGGCUUUUCGAUUAAACGAAUCGUUCGGCGCAUUUCAAACCUCACUUUUGACAUGACGUUGGCCAUUCUUUUGAAUGAUGUGUUCAAAUUGAGUGUGGGUCAAUAUUCCAUACAAUUAUUUUAGUUUUUUUAGCGGAUUGACUCUAAACAACUAGUGGACCCGAAUCCUCAAGUGUCGUGUCUAUGAACGGAUUUAUUCCCUUUAUUUUGAAUGUAUUGUAGUUUUUACCCUUUUGCACAGUCUACUGGUGGCAAACUGAAAACCACACGUCUGCUGCUCCUAUUUUCGUGUGCCCAACUCGUUGCGCGCAGCAGACGUUCUUUCGCUCUCCUCGGACAACAAUCGUCCCGCUUUCUCUCUACGUACGAUGUAUGAGAGUGUGGACGUCGUGGGACUGAAUCCCAGCCCGAACCCGUUUUUAAUGAUGGAUUACUACAACCAGAGCAGAGGAUGUUUGAUCCCAGAGAAAGGACUUGUGCCCGGAGCGCCUCAUCACUACAGCACGUCCAUCAGAAAUCAACACUGGAACGGCUCGAAUCACUCGAUAGAGACACAGAGUACCAGCUCAGAGGAGAUAGUGCCAAGCCCGCCAUCGCCGCCUCCUCCCCCGAGGGUCUACAAGCCCUGCUUCGUGUGCCAGGACAAAUCCUCAGGAUACCACUAUGGAGUCAGUGCCUGCGAAGGUUGCAAGGGCUUCUUUCGGAGGAGCAUCCAGAAGAGCAUGGUGUACACAUGUCACCGGGAGAAGAACUGCAUCAUCAACAAGGUCACCAGGAACCGCUGCCAGUACUGCCGCCUGCAGAAAUGCUUGGAAGUGGGCAUGUCCAAGGAGUCUCCUCGCACCAGCUCCAAAGGCGGGAUGGUGUUGGGCCCCCAGCCGCCGCCCCCACCAUUGGAGACCGGGAGGGGACAGACUGGGGGGCCAGGGGCGGACAGGGCAGCUCCCCCGGCGGUGAGGAACGACCGGAACAAGAAGAAGAAGGAUGAGAAGAAGCAGGAGAGCACAGAGAGCUACGUGCUGAGCACUGAGACGGAGCAGAUGAUCAACAGGGUCAGCAAGGCGCAUAAGGAGACCUUCCCUUCGCUCUGCCAACUGGGCAAAUACACUACGAGUAACAGCUCGGAGAGGCGUGUGGCUCUGGACGUGGACCUGUGGGACAAGUUCAGUGAGCUGUCCACCAAGUGUAUCAUCAAGACGGUGGAGUUCGCCAAGCAGCUUCCUGGCUUCACCACGCUCACCAUCGCUGACCAGAUCACCCUGCUCAAGGCCGCCUGUCUGGACAUACUGAUUCUGCGGAUCUGCACGCGCUACACGCCGGAGCAGGACACCAUGACGUUCUCUGAUGGCUUGACGCUAAACCGCACCCAGAUGCACAAUGCCGGCUUCGGACCGCUCACCGACCUGGUGUUCGCCUUCGCCAACCAGCUCCUCCCCCUGGAGAUGGACGACGCCGAGACGGGGCUGCUCAGCGCCAUCUGUCUGCUGUGUGGAGAUCGGCAGGACCUGGAGCAGGCAGACAAGGUGGACGUACUACAGGAGCCCCUACUGGAGGCUCUGAAGAUCUACGUGAGGAAGAGGAGGCCUCACAAACCACACAUGUUCCCAAAGAUGUUGAUGAAAAUCACCGACCUGAGGAGCAUUAGCGCCAAAGGAGCUGAGCGUGUCAUUACCCUGAAGAUGGAGAUCCCGGGCUCCAUGCCCCCUCUCAUCCAGGAGAUGCUGGAGAACUCUGAGGGUCUGGAGAGCGGGGCCACAGGCACCCGGACCAGCGGGGCCCCCCCAGGCAGCUGCAGCCCCAGCCUGUCCCCCAGCUCCGCCCAAAGCAGCCCCAGCCCCACCACACAGUCGCCGUAGCAGGCCCUCCUUUUUCCUCAUUCUCUUCAAUCUCCCUGUGGUUUGGGGGGGUCCUCGCUGGACACAGAGACCGGCGUACUCUUCAAGUGUUCCUCCCCCCGCGUGACACACCCUCUCCCGCAACUCCCCCUGAAAGACACUGUCUGGAAAAUGGCGUAAAGGUGGCGGAAGGAUUUCUCUGAAUGACCAUACUGUGGAACACUGCUGACAUCUCCUCCGUCCGUUGCCUCCUCCACAAUCACCUCUCCCCACCUCUACCUGAAAGACUGAGGGGAGGAACAGGAAGGAGCAGUCAGAGUUGUAAACACUGGUCCACUCAGAGAGGCUGGCCGGAAAUGGGGACAGACAAACGGACAGGACAAGCAGAGAGACUAACACCAGACACUUUUUGCGUUUCUCAGAGGAGGACUGCAGGCAUGGACUUGUCAAAGAAGACCACACAAAAAGACUGGGUCUUUCUACUUUUCCAACUUGGAAAAACAGAUUUCGUACAAAAGAUAUAUAAAUAUAUAUAGAAAAGUAAGGAACUAUUGUGAUUGACUUGUACAUGAUGGAAUAACAGGUUUGAGAAGGUUCAUUUUUGUUGAUUAAAUGCUCUUAUAUUCCUCCACUGUUUUAAUUGUAUCAAAAGUAUCAAAAGAGAAAUGUUCCAUUGUUUUAUCACAUACCAAUGUUCUAAUUAACAAAAGUCAAGAAGUUGAAAUUGAUUUUUCAAUUUACAGACACACACAGACAGACACAGACAGACACAGACAGACACAGACAGACACAGACAGACACAGACAGACACAGACAGACACAGACAGACACAGACAGACACAGACAGACACAGACAGACAGACAG
This is a messenger RNA of Oncorhynchus mykiss (rainbow trout), 3202 nucleotides long. The record is from RefSeq and is a predicted model, not a curated record. NCBI's taxonomy places the organism in Eukaryota, Metazoa, Chordata, Actinopteri, Salmoniformes, Salmonidae.